This is a messenger RNA of Cuculus canorus (common cuckoo), 1512 nucleotides long. It is a transcript of the gene WDR54, whose product is annotated as WD repeat domain 54. Gene Ontology annotation, molecular function: protein binding. The record is from RefSeq and is a predicted model, not a curated record. The coding region runs from base 111 to 1139 and encodes 342 amino acids. NCBI's taxonomy places the organism in Eukaryota, Metazoa, Chordata, Aves, Cuculiformes, Cuculidae. The transcript has 11 exons.
GGCAACGCUGGCCCCGCCCCUGGGCCUGCGCUCGCGGUGACGUCAGCGCCGCGCGACACCUCCCCGCCUUUCUCGUCUCCAUUACGUCAUCACGCGGCGACGGCGUCGCCAUGGCUGCGGCUGGGACAGCGCCGUUCCGCCGGGAGCCGAGCGUGCGGCUGCGUGGCAGCGCUGCGGCGCUCUACAACAACCUGAGCGUGCUGCUGGCACCGGGCCGCCCGCCGUCCGCCUUCUGCGCCGUGCACGGCCCCGCGCUCACCAUCGCCACCGCCACCGCCGACGGGCCCUGCGCCACGCGCCAGCUGCCGGCACGGCACGCCGCCACGGCCGGCACCGCCGACGGCAUCACCCAGGCUGCCUGGUGCGUCCUCCCGUCCCGCGCCCUCCUGGUGCUCACCUCCCACCGCGGCAUCCAGAUGUUCGAGGCCGACGGCUCCACGCUGGUGUAUUGGCACGCGCUGGACGGCACGGAGCAUCCUCCGGCGCACGCGGUGUUUGCCCGUGGGAUCGCCGCUGCCGGCGGGCGCUUCGUCUGCGUGGGAACGUCGCCGGGGCCGGUGCUGGUGUUCGAUAUCCCCCCCAAAGGCACCAACGUCACCGUGAGCGACGUCCUGGAGCGGCACCACGACGCCAUCACCGACAUCGCGGCCGAGCUGGGCCACACGCCGGACGACGCUGGCGACCUGGUGAGCGCCGAUGACGGCGGCGCCGUCUGCACCUGGAGCUCCGGAGAGCCCUUCACCCCACUCGGCAAAAUCCCGGGAUUCGGGUGGUCGUGCUCCUCGGUGAAGCUGUGGCACGGGAUCGUGGCCGCCGGCUACGGGAACGGGCAGAUCCGGCUGUACGAGGCCGCGACGGGCGUCCUGCGCGCCGAGGUCAACGCCCACGCCCGCUGGAUCUCGGCUCUGGACGUGGCGCCGCGGAGCGGGAAGCUGCUCUCCGGCGCGGAGGAUUCCUUUGUGCACGUCUGGGAGCUCGGCAGGAACCCGGACACCGACGGCAUCGAGCUCCGGCACUGCCACGCCGAGUGCGUCACCGACACGCAGGUCUGCGGCGUACGCUUCUGCGAUCCCGACGGGAAUUCCUUCGCCGUCACCGGUUAUGACCUGAACGAGAUCUUCCGCUACAGCCACGCGUAGCCCUCGGCGCCCGCCGGCGGCGGCACCGGCACAGCCGGGACACAGCCGGCACCGUAAGCACCGGGGCGGCGGCACAGCCCCGAUUCCGGCGCUGUGGGGCCCGGGGUGGGAAUCCUCGGGAAUGUGGGGCUGAGCCGGGAUCCCCCUCGCUCCGGAGGUGAAGGCGCAGCCGUGUGUGGGGAAUGCGGCCCCAGAGCUGCGCCGGAUGUGUCCCCACGUCCCGACUGCGGCACAGCCCCUCCGCCCCUGUACCCCCCGAGCUAUGGGGCACAGCCCCUCCCGCCCCCUGUACCCCCCGAGCUAUGGGGCACAGCCCCUCUGCCCCUGUGCCCCCCGAGCUAUGGGGCGCAGCCCCUCUCCCCCCACCCAAUAA